This is a messenger RNA of Soboliphyme baturini, 639 nucleotides long. The record is from the annotation of a GenBank genome assembly. Lineage: Eukaryota; Metazoa; Nematoda; Enoplea; Dioctophymatida; Soboliphymatidae.
AUGGCCGUGUUACUGGAGAUCCUACCGGACCUGGUUCCUCACAUGCCUCUUUCGCAGAGGUCGAUCGCCAACAUGAUGACCGAGAACAUCGCUGCGAACCUGCCCAGCAAAACUGCUCAGUUGAACGAGUUGGCUCAGCGGUGCCUGGAUUCGAUGAUAAUUAACAUGGACAACAUUGCGUUGUUUCAACCGUUCUGUGCGGUGGUCAAGAAAGGAAUCGUGCUGCAAAUGACGUACCUUCUUCCAAGACUCGCCGAAAUCUACCACCGAUGUUUCGGUUCCAAAGAGCGUUUGGCGAGGAUUUACAUCGUGCCGACAUUAAAGUACCUUCUGCAGAGCAGCCGCACCAACGUGGCUGUCAGCAGACUCACCCAAAGUUUCACAGACGAUCUCGUUAACUACGUCGGAAAAGAAGCACUGUGGAGCUUUGCCGAUAACUUGAACAAUAAUGAACGCGUCAUGUUCAGAAAUCUCUUGAUCAACUUCCAGGAAAGCCUCAAUGAAAUAUGCCCACCGACCUUGUAUGUUUGUGUCGUCGACCAUCUAAGCAAGACGGCAUUCGCCAGCGAUUUGGCCGCCUUUGCUGUGAAACUGACCUGGCAUGGUUUCACUGAUCCCCUUCGGGAUUCGUCAAAUUAG